This is a messenger RNA of Trichophyton rubrum CBS 118892, 996 nucleotides long. RefSeq lists its product as uncharacterized. Gene Ontology annotation, molecular function: metalloaminopeptidase activity; manganese ion binding. The record is from RefSeq and is a predicted model, not a curated record. Gene Ontology annotation, cellular component: mitochondrion. The transcript has 5 exons. Bases 1 to 996 code for a protein of 331 amino acids. Lineage: Eukaryota; Fungi; Ascomycota; Eurotiomycetes; Onygenales; Arthrodermataceae.
AUGUCGACGGGAACCCGGUUAUGGAGACAGUGUUCUCGAAAUAUCCCCUCAUUACAGGCUAGAGUCCCCCAAAGCAGCGUUGUCGCUGCUACACUACGACGAAGAUACAGCUCCGUCUCCGCCGCAGAGCUCCAGUUUGGCCAACCAUUGCACGAAACGCACCCUCACCUAUUAAAAGCUGGAGAACUAACCCCAGGCAUCACGGCACUCGAAUAUGACCACCGCCGCUCGAAGCUUGCCUCCAAGCUACCCAAGAAUGCCGUCGCUAUCGUUCGCGCUGCAGACUUGAAGUAUAAGUCGAAGAAUGUGUUUUACAAAUAUCAUCAAGAUACCGAUUUCUUUUAUUUGACUGGAUUCAAUGAGCCUGGAGCUCUAGCUAUUAUAGCAAAUACCGGCCAACCGGGCGAGCAUACUUUCUACCUCUACGUUCGGGAAAAAGACACGCAAGCAGAGCUAUGGGAGGGAGCAAGGUCAGGAACACAGGCCGCCAUGGAUGUAUUCAACGCCGAUGAGUCUGGCGACAUCGACCAUCUAAAAGACUACCUACCGGACAUCCUGUCUAGCGCAUCAGAGAUAUACACUGACAUCAGCGCUGGACGAGGCCGCUCGGCUUUUUCCCGCUUCAUAUCCAGUUUCUCUGACUCCGCGAGUUUAGCUAGUGACGCAAGAGAAGAAGCCAUGGAAAAGAUCAGGCCGUUGUCUCCAAUAAUUAACGAACUCCGCGUAUUUAAGAGUGAUGCUGAAAUCGCGAAUAUGAGACAUGCAGGACGUGUGACUGGUCGAGCAUUUACCGAAUCUAUGCGCCAUGGUUUUGGCACUGAGAGUGAACUUGAUGCCUUUUUGGAGUACCAGUUUCGUCGUCAGGGCGGCGAUGGAACGGCGUUUGUGCCUGUUGUUGCUGGUGGAUCGAAUGCGUUGAGUAUACAUUAUGUUCGGAAUGAUAAUGUUUUACGGUACGUGCCUUGGCUGCUUGGUGUGAGACAUGCUGACUUUUGA